UUGCGCUCGAAUGAUUUCUUAUUUCUUGUUGUAUAGAUAAAGAUAGCUACUAGAUGAUAGACACACUACGCACCAUAGUUUUUUGUUGAUCAUGAAACUGUAUAAAAACGGUAGACGCAAAAAUUCCAGUAAGUAGAUGAAAGUCGAAUUUUAAUCUACUUCUGAGUAGUUCUUUUGUGAAGUGACUAUGACUUAACAGUAAUUGUGUGAAUGAUUUCUUUUUGGAAGCUUUCAAUUUUAAGACGCAACGAACGAAAAAGCAACCUUAGCACCCUGUUGGUAAUGAACAAAUGAUACGUAUAUAAAACAACCGGCUCGUUUUUCCCCUUUCUCUAAGUUAGGUCUAUCCCUUCAUGGCAUACGUAUAUUAAAGUUCUGGAGGUCCGCCUUAACAGCCGGCGCAGCUGCAGUGCGCUUGCGCAGGUCUACAAUCAGGGCAAGAUCAGUGUGUCUACCCGCAUACCAUCGCACACAGACAAGUUCUUCAACUGAGACAUCGCAGUCUUAUAUCUCCUGCACCAGCGACAUCAACUCCUCAGACGUGAACCGCGCAGAAGCCCCCCUACUCCGCGCACCUCCUCGCAAAGCUAAAGAUGACGGACCUCUUGCUAAUGGUUGAGGACGGCAUGUCCGACUGGGAGAUAUGUCAAAGCGAUUAUGUGACAAACCUCGCAGAUGCGGAUAAGAAUGCAGUGGUACUAAUAAGUAUGAUCUGCAUGUACGUAGUUGAUGAAACGUGAUUGUUGGAUCAUUUACUUUGUUGCAUGAAAUGUGAUGUGCUCAUUGACUAUCGUGAUUGUUGGAUCAUUUACUUUGUUGCAUGAAAUGUGAUUGUUGGCUCAUUGACUAUGGAGUAAAUAACUAAUGGACGGAGAAGACUCAAUUUGUUGGCCACUUCCUUGAUGAAAUAGUUAGUUCGAGUAUUAGAAAGUCCUAGGUUCAUCUUACAGCUAGUUUGAGUAUUUGUCGUCUCGCUCUCGCCGUGGUCAAAAAUCCCACGACUUUGUUUUUACCGACGACUUGAAAUGACAGAUAAAGUCCUCCGGUGCAAGACAGCUGACGCCUUUGUCUUUCGCAGCUAGCGCAAACUAUAACCGAUUAGUCACGGCGCUACUGGAGGUAGGCUGCGAUCCGAAUGUGGGAAAUCCAUCAGCACUGCACUACGCCGCAAGUGUGGGCAAUAUUGCUAUCGUGCGACUGCUCAUAAAACACGGCGCCGAUGUGAAUAUAAUGGACGCGUACUUGGACUUUUCUAUCUUUUUUUUGGGGUGGAUCUUCUGAAUUUGUUCAGGGCGAAAAACAAAAAUACAAGACUUCGCUCGCUGUUUUGGAUCUUCUGAAUUUGUUCAGGGCACCAAAGAUAGGUCUUGUAUUCAAUCUCAGCGAAGAUUGGUAGGUCUUCCUUGGAUGCUUCCGGUAUUUGGUAACCUGAAUUUUGAACCCUUAUGAUCAAAUUCAGGUUACAACUAAAUACCGGAAGCAUUUACAUUCCUGAAUUCUUCAAUCUCAUCAUCCCUCUUCCUCGGAACAACCUCAGGUAUAACCAGACGCCUUUAUUUUUCGCAAGGAAUGCGGAUACCGUACACUACUUAGUGGAGCAUGGCGCGAAGAUGAAUCUGAAGAACACAGCAGACCAAACUGUCCUUCACACCCUCGCUUUCAAUGGCUGCGUUGAUAGUUUGAGGUAUCACAGUGCUUUUCCUUGUUAAUGUGUUGAUCAUCUAUCUCUAUCACAUUUCUUUGAUUUGAAUUUUCUUUGGUUGGUAAAGGUGAUGAAAGACCACUUAUACAAUCCAACAACAAGCGAGACAAGCGGGUAGAAGUCAUCGGGGAAAUAUUAGGCAGUUCGCCAAAUAGACCCACACCAUCGCGCCACUUGUGGCACUACGGUGCUGAGGUGAUAACUCCUCCUGCAAAUCAAACCAUUCUGUACCACUAAAAUCGACCGCACCUCCCUCAACAACCCCCCUCACAGCUACCUCCUCCGGCUCUUGCCCAAAGACACGUUGGACACUGCGGAUAAGGCAGGAAGGACGUGCCUCCACCAUGCGGAAUAUCACUAUGUGCAGAUGGGGGAGCCGAGUUGCGUUGCCCUCCUACUCUCAAAGGGCACAAAUCAUCUGGCCAAGACCAACAAAGGCAUCAUGCUGCAGCCAAAUACACUUGCAGCAGCGAUAACACAUGCGAAGGUACUUGGAGUUCUUUAGAUUUGUUUCUUGGUACUAUGCAUUAGUUCUUCACGCUGGUGUAUACUUGGAUGAUAAGCGACUCACUUCAUCUAGCCCUUGUGUCUAAUCUUUAAAAUGUCACUCGCAAAAAAAUCCACAACAGCUUGUCCAAGGCGCGGUGAGCGGGGACAUUAAUAUCGAGGAUAUAGAGCAAAAUAUGGCAGAAAAUGCUGUGGCUGCGAAGUUACAAGCAGCAGCUAGAGGCAGAAUGGCAAGGAAAAAAGUGGAUGCGAAGAAGCAAGAAAUGAGGUAUAUCAUUCUUUUGAUUAUCGCUAAUCACUUUCAGUAUUCGAUCGUACUCACAAAGGAAAAGAAUGGAUCUUCAGCUCAUCACCACGCAUGAGAAUUGCAAAGUUCUUAAUCUCGAUAACAUGACGUCAAGGGAAUUAACAGAGCAAACUACGUGUGCUCUCGGUCGAUGUAAAAAUUCUUAAUGCUCGUGGCCAAGUACAUUUUCUUAACCACCUCACAGGGCCGAAGAAGAAGCCGCUGCCACCAAAGUUCAGAACCUGUAUCGCGCACGCGAAGCCAGAAGAAACGUUGGCGCCAAGAGGAGAGCCAAAAAAGACGAAGAAACUGAGAAGGAAUUGAAGGCAAUGUUGGGAGAAUCUGUCACGUUGAAGGAGGUAGAGAAGGCUGCGGGAAAAGUGCAAGCAAGCUUCCGCGGAAAGAAGGCAAGGGAAAGGGUAGAGGAUUUGAAGGCAGAGAAUCGAUACACAAAAGCAACGCAAAGCUUUGCCAGUAACUACUGCCCGCCGGCGGAGGUAUAAUUCUUGUCGAACUAGUAUUCUGUUGGGCUUGUUGUAAUCGUACGAGAUGAACCUCAUCAUGAUUCCUUGAUUCAACUUUGAAUGACGCCACUACUGCACAUAAGUAACAAAUUGGAAUUGACUAAGACUUCUUCCUUUCCCCGAGAAAAUUUCUCAUCGAACCCCAAACUCAGAAGCCGGAGACAAUAGCCCUGACGGUAACAAGGGAGAGUAGCGAAGACCCAUUAGGAAUCGUCUAUUUGAAUGGGGAGAAGCACUUUCAACAUCAGUUUCCGUCAAUACCGAAGGAUUAUGCACCAAAGGUACUACUUCCUUCGAUGAACAAUUUAUAGCAACUUUUUUUACGAAUUCGUUGAGCUUCUAGCAGAUUGCAGAGAUGAAUCAUGAUGGUUUAGCUUGAGUCGUGUGCUGAACGUCAACCGCAUGAUUGGGACUGUAUCCUGGAUCAAUUCCUCUUUUCCAGGUUCUCCUCGUAACGAAAGUAGGUCUGGGCGCUGUUUUGAACCAUAAUCGGGACUUGCAGAGUACAGAUGCUAAGAGCAUGCUCCGGAUGUACGAUCGCAUACUCUCUGUAAACGGCAAACGCACACCAACCGAAAUGAUCGAAGAGUUUCGUUCUAGUGCCUUGAAGUUCGACAUUCAAGCCGAAAGAUAUCCCAACAGCAUCCGUGUGAAACUGGACCGCAGUGGAGAGGGCGGCUUGACGCAGCUAGGGUUGUCCUUCGAUAGGAAGUACAGCAAAACCCAUUUGCGAGUGCUGCAUGUCAAGGGAGGCAAAGGCGGCGAAGCGGAAGCAGCGGCUGGCGGCGACGGCGAUCAACAGGAGAUGCAGCGGGAAAACACGAGGGAGCAAUUCGAGCGCGCGGGUUACGUCCCGUCAACAGUGGUGAUGGCAUGGAAUUUGAAGUGCGCACAGGAAGGCAAGUACUGGCAGUGCAUCCACAGAAGCAUGUUGAUCAGCGAGGUGAACGGGUACGAAGAAGACGCGUCGAGUUUAGCCGACGUGAUGCGGGAUACGCAGAUGCAUCAACGGCUAAACCUGACCCUGCACAGGGGCACGGCUCAGGCGCGAAGAGACCUGCAGGAGCUGCUAUUCUCGCCAGCCAAGGAAUUGCAUCUGCGAAGAAGCAAAAUGCGCAAGGCCUUGGAAGAGGCGGAUGCGGAAAAGGAAAGAGAAGCAAGGAAGAGGCAGAGGGACAUGAUGCUGAAUCCCAAAAUCCAGAAAGCAAAAGACAGCCUCUACACGCAAAACAUGUCCCUCAUGGUCGCGCAGAACCCGAGAACAGAACAGGAAACACUGUCAGCCUUAGCCAUAGUGAGCCCGAAGCAGAAGCGCAUGCGCGCAUUGGAAUUGGAAAACGCAAUACCGAUAGACGGGUUCAUGAAGAUCGAAAAGUUUUGGGACAAGAGCAUAGUGCUAAGUAUAGCCCUGACGAAGCCGACGCCAGACAGGAAGUACGGCAUAAGCUUCUUCGACGGCGCAGAGGCAUUUGAAGAAGCAAACAAAGCAUUGCCGGUGAAUGCGCCGCAACAUCUGGUACAGUUUGAUUUCCUAGUGGAUGUAUUAAGUGGUUGAAGUUAAUCACCAUUGUACUUCUAUGAACGCCUGGUUAGAAAAUCUGAGAUCCAAAUGGUCUUCGAACUCACUGUCACACCUGCGUCUAAAAAUCAAUUAAGGUCGUCAAAGCCGUUGUGUGGGGUGGUCUCUUGCACGACUACAACGAGAUGAAUAUGGACGACGCCGAUAAAAAGGUCUCUGUUGGUGACCGCAUUCUCUCUGUGAAUGGCGUUCGAGACGACCUAGAGGGGAUGAAGGAACAGCUGAGAGCUUCGGAUAGCAUCACCAUAGAGGUGCAGAAGUUCGCCAGAUACUUUUCCUUCUUCACCAAGAAGGUCAACGGCGACAUUGGUCUCGGACUGCAACUGGAAGCGACCACCAUCGGCAACAAGAACGAGAUCAAGAUCGGCAAGGUCUACGGCAGUACACAAGUGGUGAACAAGAGGCUAGUGGAAUUGUUGGGAAGAUACGACUUGGUGUUGGAACCAUUUAUGCGCUUGUGCGGUGUGAAUGGGCGAACGGAGUGCGAUACGAACGUCCUGCGACAGGAAAUAGUAGAUGCGAAGGAGGGAUCAUGGAUAAAACUUAUGGAAUUGGAAUUGACUUGAUGAUUAGAUUAAAUUUAUAGUUUUUAGAGUGGAAGAUGUUGUUCCAAGUUUUCUUGGCAUCGAUUGUUACUGGAAAAUCAAGAUUAUCGCUUUUUGCUGAAACGGGAAAUUUCAGCUGUUCGGAAAAGCGUUGUAACAAAAUAAAAAUCUGAAGCAUGACAACUCCCUAUCCAGACUCGACAAAAGACGAGUGUAGUAUCCUCCUCGGAGCACCAAGCCCACCUCUAACCCCUUGCACAUCCGCCGAGCGCAGGUGCUCAAACUAGCCGUCAUGAAGGUGAGAAAGCAGGUCAUGGCCAUGAUGUUCAUGCAGAAGUUAGGCGGAGGAGCCGCCGCCAUGCUCCCAGCAUUCUCGGACGAAGAGGAAGAGGACGACGAUGGCGAAGAAGAAGAGGACGACGAGGAGGACGACCCGGGAGAAGAGGACGAGGAAGAAGAUGACUAAACCUCUCUAGAAGAGCAGAGGAGGACGACCCGGGAGAGGAGGACGAGGAAGAAGAUGACUAAACCUCUUUAGAAGUACUGGGUCUUCUAAAUGCUCUUUAGUACGAGAAAGAAGACGACUAAAUCUCUUUAGAAGUACCGGGUCUUCUAAAUCUCAGAGAGACGAAAAAUUCACAUUUAGAUCACAUGUCAUAGAGCUCGACCCAUGAAUGUUCUUGUCAUACUAGAUUUGGUGCAGUAUUUUGCCUGGCAGUGGUUGCAUUCAUCGAAAUUAAAGUGUUGUAGAGCUAAAACCUUUGAGUUUGAUGUUCUCUUCUUUGUGCUUCCACGUAUAGACAAACUUAAGCGGAUUUGAUUCCGAGAAAGACUAAAAACCUUCGGUUGAACUCCUGCAAAUCUUAGACUUCUAGAUCAAUUUCCGUAUUAAAUUUGUUGCCUAGACUUCGAAGUCAGUGCAACUUGAGCUCGUAGAGCUCUGCUGACUGUGCACUAUCCGUAUUAUUCGCAAUUCGUAGACGAUAAUCAAAAAGUGCAAGAACCUAAUUAUCCCAAAUUCUACCAAAUUCGCGUUGAUCUUACCGUAUUGAAUUCGCUCUAAAACACAAUCCAAGGAAAAAUCUAAAACUCGACUAUCGUGCGAGAAAGAACCAAAAUCUCGUCUGCGAGAGAUCUGUGUGUAAAAUCCCAUUGGGCUUGCAAAAUUGGCGCAC
This is a messenger RNA of Amoebophrya sp. A25, 6318 nucleotides long. The record is from the annotation of a GenBank genome assembly. NCBI's taxonomy places the organism in Eukaryota, Dinophyceae, Syndiniales, Amoebophryaceae.